AUGAGGGUGAAUAUGGAAGAGGAUUCAACUAUGAAUGAUUACGAAGUCAAUUCAACGAUUCAUGAAGAAGAUAGUGUGUUCAGUAACCUCUUUGAAGCUGAAUUGAGUUCGGUUAACAAGCCAUGUAGUAGCUGGUAUAACAGUAGGAUGAUAGAAACAGAUGAAGGUGAAAUAUGUUGUAUACCGGAAGUAGAGGAAGAUGUAAGACCAGUUAAGGGUCAAGUUUUUGAUACAAUAGAUGAUUGCAUUGAAAUGUAUGAGAGAUAUGCGUACCAAGCGGGUUUUGACACUAGAAUGGAAAACAGACGAGAGCAUGUCCCAAAUUUUACCUUCGAAUACAAGGUAAAAGAUAACAGUGAGUUGGAGUGUAUGUUUUGGGCCGAUGAGACAGCAAAAGCAAAUUUCAAAGAAUUUGGAGAUAUCAUUUCAUUCGAUGCUACUUACAGGACAAACAGGUACAACAUGAUGUUUGUCCCAUUCACUGGGAUAGACAACCAUAAGAAGACUGUGUCUAUCGGAGCUGGUAUGCUUAGGGAUGAAACAGCAGAUUCUUAUGUGUGGUUGUUGAAAGCAUUUUUGGAUACAUUUGGAAGCCAACCAAAGAUGGUCGUCACAGAUCAAGAUGCAGCAAUGAAGAAAGUCGUUGCACUCGUCUUAACGGAAUCAAGGCACCGACUGUGCAUGUGGCACAUCACUCAGAAGCUGCCUAUGAAGGUAGGAAAACGUAUGUUUGAUAAUACUGAUUUCAAGAAGAAGUUCAAUGACAUAGUUUGGAACAUAUCAUUGAGUACAAAGACGUUUGAGAAAAGAUGGGCAGAGAUAAUGAAGGAAUUCAAGUUGGAAGAACAUCCAUGGUUCACGCAUAUGUAUGAUAUCAGGUCUACAUGGAUACCAGCUUACUUCACAGACUUAUCGAUGUCGGGUUUAAUGAGAACCACCUCAAGAUCGGAAAGCGAAAACUCAUUCUUCAGCAAUUUCACAAGUGGUGGAGCAAUGUUGAUUCAAUUUAUGAUGUCAUAUGAGUCUGCCAUGGAGAGGCAGGGGAGUAGGCUAGAGGUUCUCGACCACCAGACGCAUAACAAGAGACCACCACUUCAAACCCCUCUUCUUAUUGAAGAACACGCUUGCAAUGUUUACACACGUACCAUUUUCUUGUUAGUGCAAAAAGAAAUAUAUUUGGGAAGUUGGCGGUGUUCUCAGCAUUUCGUAACCUCAGGGAUGCAAGGAUGUGAUGUGAUUGUGGUUAAAGAGAUUAGGGAAGUUAAGAAAAACAUACAAAAGGUGGUGGUCGGCAAAAAGAAAGACAAGAAUGUUGAAGUGGUUGAAGACAUCAAAACUGUGGAUCCAGAAGAAGCUGAAGAUGGAACGGAAAAUGAAACCGAAAAUGAAACAGGGAUGGGAAGCACAACCAAAACUGUGGAAAAAGUGACACAUAACAAGCAAAAUGGAACCACUGAUUGUAGCUGCAUGACUUUCACGAGAUAUGGAUUUUUAUGCCGACACACAUUUUGUGUAUUCAAGAGCUUGCAUGUUGAACAAAUUCCAGAAAAAUACAUCCUAAGAAGGUGGAAAAAGGAUUUGAUACCUCCAGGAAUGAGAACACGAAGAUAUAUUGGAGAAGGUGGGUCAAGUGAAGAAUGUGAGAGGAUGGGAAAUGAGUUGCAUUUUUUGGUAGAUGUUUGUGUAGAUAUAUUGCAGAAGGAUGAGGAAAAGCUGUCUCAUUUUGUUGAAAAAGUCAGGGCGCUAAAAGAUGAGAUAGAGGUUGCGCAUUCAAACUCAAGAUCAAAGGAUCAUGAUGAGGCAAUAGAGAGAUUCUUAGGAGUUACCAAGCCAAGUAACAAUGAUGUUCAAAAUCCACCUGUUUUACCAUACAAGGGAUGCGGAAACGACAGCAGAUUAAAGUCUCUAAAAGAAAAGGUGACUGAAAAAUAUCUAAAGCCAAAAAGAAAGUGUGGGACAUUGACAAGUGACCACGACGCAAGGAAUUGUGAAAAGAAGAAAGCAGAAAAAGCUAAAGCAGAGGCGGUGGCUCAAGCUCUUGAAAAACUUGAAAAGAAGUAA
Erigeron canadensis is the source of this 2061-nucleotide messenger RNA. Its product is annotated as putative protein FAR1-RELATED SEQUENCE 10. Gene Ontology annotation, molecular function: zinc ion binding. Bases 1 to 2061 code for a protein of 686 amino acids. Gene Ontology annotation, biological process: regulation of DNA-templated transcription. The record is from RefSeq and is a predicted model, not a curated record. Lineage: Eukaryota; Viridiplantae; Streptophyta; Magnoliopsida; Asterales; Asteraceae. The transcript is spliced from 7 exons.